CUAUCACACACGAUGAACCAACAUUCUAAUAAUGAAAUGAACGACCAAAAUGGUAGAAUUUGCCAAAUAGUCAAAUGAGAAAUAACUAAACGAAUGUGACAAAGACUCAUAGCUUGGGACCAUGUCUGUUAACUCACGACUAGCCUGCCUGUGGCAUUGAACGAUUCGUCCAUGAACGAUCACCCAAUCGAUGCAUCAGGCCUGCUCUCUGGCAUCAUAAUCGAUUGCAGUGGUCUAGCGUCACAUGCCUUGUUUUGGGAAAGAUGGCUGAGGAAGGCAAAGAGUCGGACGCGACAGCUGGCGAGUGCGACAGGAGCGAGGACGAUGCACAGGUGCUGGAAGGUGCAUCAGAAAGCAAAACCUCCAGCGACGAAGAAGGAGUCAAGGACAAGCAGACACCGAACAGUACCUGGUCAGCGCCCAUUCUGUCGCUGGCCCGGAAAGCUUCCGAGACCCUGAGCAGCGGGGUCAGCUACGGGACCGCUUUGAGAAACGCCACUUCGGUUUCCGUGGGCUUACCGACCAAGCAGACUACCGAGGAUGAUGACGGCACCGUCGGCAACCUUCCAGCCUCGGGGAAGGACCCGAUGGCGGUGGAGCGGUCCAAUCUGCUGAGCAUGAUGAAGCUGAGCGUCAAGGUUCUGAUCCAGUCGUCGCUGAGCCUGGGCCGCUCGCUGGACUCGGAAUACCCGCCUCUCCAGCAGUUCUUCGUGGUUCUGGAACAUUGCCUGAAGCACGGGCUCAAAGUUAGGAAAUCCUUCAUAGGGCAGAGUAAGUCCAUUUGGGGACCUCUGGAGCUUGUGGAGAAGCUGUGCCCUGAAUCAUCCAACAUCGCCACCAGCGCACGAGACCUCCCAGGGAUCAAGACCGGGCUGGGGAGGGGCCGGGCAUGGCUACACCUGGCCCUCAUGCAGAAGAAGGUGGCCGACUACCUGAAAACCCUCCUGGACAGACGGGACCUGCUCAGUGAGUUCUACGAGGCGGGGGCGCUCAUGAUGCAGGAGGAGGGGACCGUGAUCGUGGGGAUGCUGGUGGGCCUCAACGUCAUCGACGCCAACCUGUGCGUGAAGGGGGAGGACCUGGACUCCCAGGUGGGCGUCAUCGACUUCUCCCUCUACCUGAAGGACCCCCAGGGCACCGAGACCCAGAAGGAUGACGGGAAGAUGACCGCCAUUCUGGAUCAGAAGCACUACAUCGAGGAGCUGAACAGACACCUGAGCUGUACGGUGACAGACCUGCAAGCUAAGAUGGACUCUCUAGAAAAGACAAACUCUAAGCUGGUAGAGGAGCUGACUGCAGCGACAGACCGGAUUAACUCUCUGCGGGAGGAGCAGGAUCAGCUUAAACAGGAGAACAUGACCAUCCUACAGUGCAGCAAGAAGAAGGAGGAGGUGUCUCGGCAGGACAGCGAGGUGGAGUUGGAGACGUACAGGCAGUCCCGGCAGGGUCUGGACGAGAUGUAUAACGAGGUGUGGAAGCAGUACAAGGAGGAGAAACGUAUUCGACAGGAGCUGGAGAAGGAGCUGGAGCUGCAGGUGGGGUUAAAGCAGGAGAUGGAGGUGGCCAUGAAGCUUCUGGAGAAGGACACGCACGAGAAGCAGGACACCCUGGGCGCUCUCCGCCUGCAGCUCGACCAGGUCAAGACCCUCAACCUGCAGAUGUUCCACAAAGCACAGGAUACAAGCCGCGUUGUGCAGAAGAAGGAGGAGGAGGCCGCUCAGCUGGAGGAGAAGAUGAACCAGAUGUCUCAGACCAUGAAGGAGCUGGAGGACAGGAUGCAGAGCUCGGAGCAGACGCGCAGGCAGGCCCUGGCCCAGGAGCAGGAGGCCAGGCAGGAGCUGCAGGGGAGAGUGGACUCACUGCAGAGGCAGCUGAGCGAGCUGGACACCCUGAGGCUGGGGCUGGAGUCGGACCUGCGCAGCGAGAAGGAGCAGAGGCAGCGCAUGCAGCGGGAGCUGCAGAGGGAGCAGGACAACAGCGCAGAACUGCGCACGCAGCUGCAACAGCUGCAGGGUCUGCAGAAGGAGCUGCAGGAGCUGCAGCAGGAGAAGAAGCAGCUGCAGACGACGUGUGAGGAGCAGGAGCAGGCUCUGCAGGAGAUGGGUCUGCACCUCAGCCAGUCCAAGCUGAAGAUGGAGGACUUCAAGGAAGUCAACAAGGCGCUGAAGGGCCACGCCUGGCUGAAGGAUGACGAGGCCACUCAGUGUAAGCAGUGCCAGAAGGAGUUCUCCAUUGCUCGGAGGAAGCAUCACUGCCGGAACUGCGGAGACAUCUACUGCAGCAGCUGCUCCGGUAACGAGCUGGCCCUGCCCUCGUACCCGCGACCCGUCCGCGUCUGCGACACCUGCCACUCCCUGCUGCUGCAGAGGAGCUCGUCCACCGCGUCCUGACCUCACACUCUCACACUAAUCUACACACACUUUUAUACACACACAAACACUUAUACACACACACUUAUG
Molecule: messenger RNA, 2459 nt
Organism: Anguilla anguilla (European eel)
Lineage: Eukaryota; Metazoa; Chordata; Actinopteri; Anguilliformes; Anguillidae
Gene: rufy1
Product: RUN and FYVE domain containing 1
Exons: 18
Coding region: 264-2390 (708 amino acids)
Biological process (GO): protein transport; regulation of endocytosis
Cellular component (GO): cytoplasm
Molecular function (GO): metal ion binding
Source: RefSeq, a predicted model, not a curated record